AUGGCCUUAAUCACAAGCAAUUCAAGUGGAUUUGUUAAGAGUGUAUGUGGUGAGGAUUCAUGGGUAUCAGUUAAGAUUAAUGGAGCUUCUUCUUCUUCUUUCAAGAGGAAGAAAACCUUUGUAGCGUGUUAUGAUUAUGGAGGAAAAAAGAUUUCCCAAAAUGCCCCUGAAAAGUUGCAACCUUUGUGGGAUGAUGGUUAUGGUAGAAAUAGAAAAACCAUGGAUUUGAUUAAGAAUGAUGGAGGGCCACCUAGGUGGUUUUGUCCUGUUGCUUGUGGAAUGCCUCUAAAAGAUUCACCUGUUCUUUUGUAUUUACCUGGAAUUGAAGGGACUGGAACUGGCCUUGUGUUACAUGAGAAAUCUCUUGGAAAGGUUUUUCAUGUUCAAUGCUUGCAUAUUCCUUUUCAUGAUCGAACGCCAUUUGAAGGUUUGAUUAAAAUUGUGGAAGAAAGUGUGAAGAUUGAGCAUAAUUUGUCCCCAAAUAAGCCGAUUUAUUUGCUUGGAGAAUCUUUUGGAGGAACAUUAGCACUUGGAGUUGCAGCUCGUAAUCCUACAAUUGACUUAAUACUCAUUCUAGCAAACCCAGGCGAUUCUGAUUGGAAUUCACUGGAUGUGAGACAAAGUAAUUAG
Messenger RNA from Lactuca saligna, 630 nucleotides. Lineage: Eukaryota; Viridiplantae; Streptophyta; Magnoliopsida; Asterales; Asteraceae. The record is from the annotation of a GenBank genome assembly.